CAUCCUGCACUCCCACGAGGUGGCACCCACGCCACAGGGGGUGGCGGAUGUAAGGGCGUCACAUCACUGCCCAACGGUGACGUGACGCUGCGACGAGGCCUCAAGAACCCGUUCUCGGCCCUCACGCGGGCGGGCGGGCGGGAGUGGCGGGUGCGGAGUGUCGAGGACGUGCUGGACGCGGAGGGAGGUGACUACGGGUUCCUGGAAUACUACUCCCUCAGGAGGACGUCCUCGCGAGACACUUCCCUCACUGAUUCCCGGGCGCCCCUCACUUACGGCACCUGGAGCCACCUGGGCGGGACGUGGAGCCGCUGGGCGGAACAAAACUCGGCUCAGUUCUACCCCGCCACGCUCGGCCGCGGGGACAAACCUGAACGCAAGCGCGCCCUCAAGGAGCACCGGCCCCGCAGCCACCACCUGGACGAGGCGUGGCGGCCCGAGGAGAUCCGCACCUCCACGCCGCUCUCUUCCACCACGCCCUCCAUCCACGACCACGUUGCGCCUACUGCGCAGGCUAAGCAGCCCCGCCCGCAGCCUUCAGAGAGCAGGACGGAGUCCUCCCGAAGAGGAAUCUCCAAGCGAAACUCUCUGUUAUGGCGGCUGCGGCCUGACCGGUGGCGGAGCGUGGAGGGCUCCCUACGCAGGGCGCGCAGCCGCGACGACGGCCUCGACGUGGGUCGUGGUCACCGCAUAAGCGACCUGGGAGCCUCGCAACCUGACCUGCUAACCUCUCACCGUGCCCCCAGCGAUGCAGGUUACUGUGACUUGGUGCCCCCUGCCCCGCUCUCCAUCCUGCCACCCACCACCCGCCGGGCAGCCCACAGUGAAACUCUUCCACGCCGCACGCGGCACUCCAGCAAGGACAGCAACACGCUUCUGGCUCGUGGCCGUCGCUGGCUGCACUGUUCUAGCCUGGGCCGCGCUGACCGCGUCGCAGAUAGGAGCGACUCUGAGCUAACUGUUGAGCCCGAAACCAUCAGGCCACACCGCACGGUCAGCAACAACAACACCAGCAGCAGCAGCAACAACAACAACACUAGCAGCAGCAGCAACAACAACAACAACUACUACAGUAGCAGCAGUCACAAUUACAGCAAUAGCCACAACAGUAGCACUCACAGUCACAGCAACAGCCACAACAAUAACAAAAACCUCAACAGCAGCAAAAGUUUCAACAACAGCAACAACAGCGACAACAACAACAACAAUAAGCUGUCCUCCUCCAGCAAGAGUGUCAGCCACCGCAACACCCUCAACAGCCUGUCGCUGAGUGGUCCCCCGACCCUGGGCAGCCUGGGGCGGGAGGCGGGCGAGAAUGAGCUGAGGCGGCGAGGGCGAGCCAGGUCUCGGCGGCCUCGCACCUUCUACCUGCUGGAAGACUACCUCUCCCCCGUGCGGGCUGCGGGCGUAGCCCCCGCGGGCGUGGUGCUGGACGAGUACGUGAGCCACGCGCCGCGCCUUGUCUUCAGGGAGGCGGCCCAUGACACUCCCCAGAGGCCCCUGCCGCCCACUCCGGAGUGGGACACGCCCUCCCUCUCGCCCCCGUCCAGCGUGAUGACCGGUCACUAUUCCACGCCGCUGCAGCCGCAUCACCACCACGGCAGCGGCUGCGGUGGCCACAGCCUCUUCGUGGACGCCAUCAUUCCCUCGCCCUCCAAGAGCGGCGGGUCCAGCCUGUACUCUCCCGUGUUCUCCCCGCGGGACUCGGGCUAUCCGCGCUUCGUUACUCCGGAGCUCGCCCUCCCGGAGCUCUCCCUGCCGGACCGCGCUCCCCCGCCCGUUUCGGGCCUGCCCCAGUCCACUCACGCUCUCUACGCCCACUCCCACACCCAGACGCAGAGUUACCGCAGUCUAGAUCGGGAAGACCGACGUAGAAUCCGAGACUCUCGCAAGAGCCCCGCCCACCACCGAGAUGCCGCCCUACAUAAACUGGGACGCACAGCCACCGCCUCCCGACCGCCACUCUCCAGUAAACUCCGCCAGAACGGCCUCCUCUCAGCCCAGAAGCUGCCGGUGCUCACCAACAAGAGCAGCUCCUCGUCCCGGGUCAACCUUCCCCACGACGCGUCCUGCCACCACGAAGGCGACACCGGCGGAGGAGGGGGCGGUGGGGGACGGACCAGGGAGGGAGGAGGGGGAGGAGGAGGAGGAGGGACGACCGGGGGCCAAGGGGGGGCUGGCUCCCUCCCGGUGCUGAAUAAUAACAAGGGCGAGCUCAACGCUGACUCCCCAAGACCCUCCAGACUCAGCUCCUGCAAAGCCUCCUUCUCCUCCUCCUCCUCCCCCUCCUGCACCUCCAACGCCGCCGCCGCCACCGCCUCCUCCAAUAGGCCCCCGACCUCCGCCCACCACCACACCCUACCUCUGUCUCCUCAGGAGGCCCUCAAGACCUACGGGGAUCUGCUGUCGGAGUACGAGCGGCGGGAGAUCGAGGCGUACCCUGAAGUGUAUUACCUUGGGGUGGACGCCAAGAAGAUCCACGGAGAGGAAGGCGCUCAGUUGAACGGCGGCUAUGACGACGAGAACGGUAGCUACAACAAGGUGAUGCAUGACCACAUCAGUUACCGCUACGAGAUCCUGGAAGUGAUCGGGAAAGGUUCCUUCGGCCAGGUGAUUCGCGCUAUCGACCACAAGACAGGCGACCACGUAGCCAUCAAGAUCAUCAGGAACAAGAAGAGGUUCCAUCACCAGGCGCUCGUGGAGGUCAAGAUUCUGGACCACUUGAGGCGGCGGGACCUGGAUCAGCACCACAACGUGAUCCACAUGCUUGACUACUUCUACUUCCGAAACCACUUGUGCAUCACCUUCGAGCUCAUGGGUCUGAACCUGUACGAGUUGAUCAAGAAGAACAGCUACCAGGGCUUCAGUCUGAGCCUCAUCAAGCGGUUCGCCUACUCGCUGGUGCAGUGCCUCAAGCUGCUGCACCGCGAGAACAUCAUCCACUGUGACCUCAAGCCCGAGAACGUCCUACUAAAGCAGCGAGGAAGCAGCAGCAUCCGCAUCAUUGACUUUGGCUCCUCCUGCUACGUCCACCAGAGAGUCUACACGUACAUCCAGAGCCGCUUCUACCGCUCCCCAGAGGUCAUCCUAGGCCUUCCCUAUGGCCUGCCAAUUGACAUGUGGAGUUUAGGCUGCAUCCUGGCAGAGCUGUACACUGGGUACCCGCUGUUCCCGGGUGAGAAUGAGGUUGAGCAGCUGGCUUGCAUCAUGGAGGUGCUGGCACUGCCCCCCCACCACCUCCUCAUCGCUGCAUCAAGGCGCAGGCUCUUCUUUGACUCCAAGGGCAACCCCCGCUGUGUCACCAACAGUAAGGGCAAAAAGCGUCGGCCAGGCUCACGUGACCUCGCCUCCGUCCUAAAGUGUUCAGACUCUCAGUUCGUCCACUUCAUUUCCCGCUGCCUCGAAUGGGACCCCUCUGCCAGAAUGACCCCAGAGGAGGCACUGCAGCAUGAUUGGCUCCUCUCCUCCCACUCCUCCACUGUCUCCUCCUCGCCUCCAUCAGGCUCCGUGGGCAGUUCAGAGAGGCGGUCAGGUGUGGUGAAUGGUGGCCCAGCAGGGCAUCCCAGGAGACAUGGCCCCAUCACUCAGGACUCCACCGAGGACGAGAACUACAGUCUCUAUAAGGUUUACAAGGGGAAGCGCCACAGAGACAUCAGUGUGACUGUGGCAGAGAGUGGGGCAAAGCAGGACUGUACUUCCUCCAAUGCUAACACCACUACUACUGCCACCACCACCAUGGCUGCCACCAUCUCCACCACCACCACCACUACCUCCACCACUGGUGUCAAUGGCAAUCCAGAGACGACCUCCACUGAAAACUCCCUGGAUGACUCGGGCACGUUUCUGCCUCCUAUCCUCUAAGGACGAGGUGCAGACGAGGCACAGCGACAUACUUCCUCUCCUAGACGGAACUCAGCAGCCCCACGGGGCGCCCAGUGGGCCGCUGAACGGGUUGGGCCACACUGCUCAGUGUGUGGAGGACCAAACUCACCAAGUUUUCACAGUGGCUGGUACAAUGGCUCUAGUGAUAUCUGACUUGUAACAUUAUUUUAUAGAAAGGUGUAAGCAGAGAAAUUAAAUAUUUUAUAAGUGUUAAGUGAUCAAUGACUAUAUUUAGUAAUGUAAAUGGUCUUGUCAGGAAAACACACAACCUACUAGUCCUGUGUGGACUUUCUGCAAGAGACUGCCUGUGAACAAAGUGUAACCCGAUGUGCCCUAUGCUGUGUAUAGAUCUAGCUGCAGUGUGUUAGGUGUGGCCCCUCCCUCCUCCCUCCCUCCCUCCCUCCUUCAUCCCUACCUCCAGUACCUUCCCUCACAGCUCAGUCCCACGCCUCCCAGGAUGAGGGGCUUCCUUCCCUCUCAGGCCUCUGUCCCUCAACAUUGGUUCCUCAUCACCUUCUUUUCAUACACAUAACUGUUAACAUUAUAAUCAAUUUUCCUUACACUAGUACUAGACUCAUAAGUUUCUUUCCCAUAUUCUUAUUCAUUAUAGUUGAUUAAGUUUAUUUUGUAAAAUUUCUCUUUGGAACAUGUCUUUAUUUUUUCAUUUCCUGUGUAAUUUCCAUUGGAUGAAAUAUGUAAUAUUUUUGUUGUGCAUGCAGUCAUCUGGGAGACAGAAUUGUUGGCUCCUCUGUUUUCUCUUUCCUGAGCUCCACCUACUUUGCAUCAAUGAGGCCUAUGCAAUAUGGUAUUAGUCCUAGCAUUUCCUUUCCUUGUCCCACAAUGGCUGGCCUCACUUGUACAGGAAGUAAGGGACCUUCAAACUUGAGUAAGCAAGGUGGAAAUACUAGGAGAUGUGAACAAAAAAUGUUGCAGUACAAGUUGCAAAAGUUUCAGUAUUGUCAUCUUCCCUUGGUUAUACAGACCUUUUGUUUCUUUGUGAAAUUACCAAUUGUAAUUAACUAUGAUGAAACACGAAUAACUUUUUCUCCUGUGAGACUCAGCCUUAUCGCAGCUCUGUGAUAGCCUUAACAUAUCUCCUAAUAAGCCUUACCAAAGAUUCACCAAAGAUGUAUCUUUUGUACCCUUGUCAUGUCUGCCUGUAUAGGCAAAUUUUAGUCUCCAAACCACAAGUUCUGCAUUAGGGCCACAAAUACCGAGCCAGUCAGUCACAGGUCUGAGGGUUUGCCUGCAGACACUCUGGUCCCGGGCCACCUGAGGCGCCUACAGCCCAGCCACUAGCCUGGGCAGCGACUUGGUGCGACAGAGGCUGGCAGACGGCAGUUUGGCUGGUGGAGUGCAGAUGUUUAAUUGCCAUUUUUGUUAGAGGUUUCAAAUCAGUGAAUGGGUAAUUUGAAACAUUAAUGGAAAGCAAAAUAAAUUAAUUAUUAUAUUACCACAUAAACAAUGAAGAAAACAGUCGCAUAUUUUCUCUCAGCCAAUUUUACAUUCUUAGAAAUGCUAAGGAAUAAAUGAGCUGGUUGUGUAUCACCACACUCUCCGCGCAGUGGUCAAUGCAGCGGAGGGAAAUGUGCAGAGAUGGUCAUCCCGGAGGUGGAAUACCGCAUGUCAUGUGUGUCUCUACCAUGCAGAGAUACACAUGAAGGCUGUUUGUUCCACAGUCAGCUCGAGAUGGUCCAAGUCCCCCCAAGGUGACAUGCCACACAAAAGAACUUCCCUUCAUUACAUUUCCUGCCAAUGAUUUAUUCCCUUACAUUCAGAAACAAAUCAAAACUUAUGUAAGUAAAACUGACUUUACUUGAUUUUUUUUACCAUGUGAUGAAGCAAUACACCAAGUGACAGCAUGCGUGUGAGUGACCUGUAGGUUGCGGGCCAUGCGCGUGUGUGAUGGGAAAGGUCAUUUAAGUAGGCAAGGUCAUUCAGACCAUCUCAUGUGGAGCAUUUAUACACUGUCCUGUGUUUUUUGUUUAUUUUUUUAUCCUCCCUCAUGGACUGUAAAUUGAGUAAAUCUGAAGCUGUGGCAAGAGCACCACAGGCAGAGUGAGUGGCAAAUAGGGCACGGGCAGUGUUAGUGCAGGGAUCCAAUGCUGUCACUGAGUUAGGAUGUGCUCAAGGGUAUUUUCUGAAAUUUACCUGCAGUGGAAAUAUUUUAGAUGUAAUAAUAGAUUUAGUCACAUCACUAACGUCAUAUUGUCGUCUGAGACAAGACUGGCAAUCACUGAUUUUAUUUAUCAUACUUCAUAGUCUAUUUUAGCUACAGAUAUGUACAGACCAUUCUGUACUUCUCAUCACUUCAGUGUUGGGGCGAACUAUAAAAAUUAAUCGUUUUAACAAGUUUAGCUUUUUUUAUAGUCUCAUGGACAAUUAAUAAUUCUCAUUCUUUAUUCAUUAUUAUUAUUAUUAUUAUUAUUAUUAUUAUUAUUAUUAUUAUUAUUAUUAUUAUUAUUAUCAUUAUUAUUAUUAUUACUAUUAUUAUCAUCAUCAUCAUUACUGUAAUAAUCAUUAUUGUUAUUAUUAUUGUUAUUAUUGGUAUAAUUCUUGUUGUCACUCUUACUCAGCUGAAUGGGGCUCAGCAGUUGGUGCUCACACUACUGAACAAUCUUCCACCAAAAAAAAAAAAUCAAGAGUAAAUGUUCAUAUUUGAUUUGCUUAUAUACAGCUUUCAUACUUAUUUAUUAUUGUUGAUGAUUUCUAAUUAUUUGCUUAUAUGUUAAUUCACAAUAAAGGAUUUUUGAUUCAUGCAUAAUCUAGUGUCAGCAAGCAAGCCAUUCUUUGGGGAUAGAUUCACACAAAUAAUUAUGUUCACAAGCAACCCAUGCAGCUCUCCCCCAAUAAUACACACACACACACACACACACACACACACACACACACACACACACACACACACACACACACACACACACACACACACACACACACACAAACACACACACAUAUAUAUAAUUUUUACUGCUGGUGUUUAACAGUGAGGAGAGAGCCAGUUAGAAGUGAUGUUCUGUGUGGUAUCUGCUGCACAGACCAGCAGUGUGCUACGUGAAGGCCAGGAGGCAGCAGUGUGUUCAGAUGGUCACCUCACUGUGGUGGUGGUGGAGACAGUGGCAGGGAGACAGUGUUCAUUGUUUCUGGAAAGGUUUGAUGAAUUAUGGGUGAAGUGAAUCCUUUCCAGCCACUCAUCAAAGGACUAUGUACAAGCUGAAAUACAAAGACACUUUUUUUGUAGAGACACAUACAGUCCCUUGGAAAUUGAGCUUGGAAGUGAGCAUAUGUGAGAGUGGCAGAUAAAUGGUGUCAAAAUAUGCUGCUUGAAGGAGAGAGACAUGCUGCUAGGAUCCCAUCUGAAUGACUCAGGAUUCCUGUAGAGAUUCCCACGGAGUGCUGGCAGCCGUGUGUUGGGCUGACCAGCAAAUCCCCAUGUGUGAUUCAGUGUAUUCUAAUUGAGCUUUUAUGUGUCUGAGACUGAAGGCAGACAGUUUCUUUUCUAGUUUUCAUCGGAGGUACAUAUAUUUCCUUUGCUGAUCUUCAAUAUUUUAUUCCUUAAUGUAUGAAAAUAUAUAUAUAUAUAUAUAUAUAUAUAUAUAUAUAUAUAUAUAUAUAUAUAUAUAUAUAUAUAUAUAUAUAUAUAUAUAUAUAUAUAUAUAUAUAUAUAUAUAUAUAUGCAAAAAAUCACCCAUCUCAGUUUCUUAUCUAUUCUUUCUUGUAGUUCUCAAAACCAGAUGACUCUUCAAUUUUAACGAAUUCAUGAUUUUCUAAAGGAAAACUGAAGCCCAAGUUCCCUGUUCCAUGUACAUGGGUGGUUUGUAUUGAGGUGGAAGACCAGCUGAUUGUGUGUGACAUCCUGCAGAGGCAGGAAUUGAGCCUUGGCCAGAUCCAGUCACCAAUCAUUUUCUUACGUCGUGUUGUCUGUUCCACAUUUCUGUACCAAGACCCUUGGCCUCUGUGUUGUAUUGUAUCACAUCUUACUGUAUAUUUAUUAAAUUCGCCCUGACUCAUAAGUAAAUACCUUAAAUAUG
Scylla paramamosain (green mud crab) is the source of this 7913-nucleotide messenger RNA. RefSeq names its product dual specificity tyrosine-phosphorylation-regulated kinase 4-like. Bases 1555 to 3861 code for a protein of 768 amino acids. The transcript has 12 exons. The record is from RefSeq and is a predicted model, not a curated record. Gene Ontology annotation, biological process: peptidyl-threonine phosphorylation; peptidyl-serine phosphorylation. Gene Ontology annotation, cellular component: cytoskeleton; nucleus; cytoplasm. Gene Ontology annotation, molecular function: protein serine/threonine/tyrosine kinase activity; ATP binding; protein serine/threonine kinase activity. NCBI's taxonomy places the organism in Eukaryota, Metazoa, Arthropoda, Malacostraca, Decapoda, Portunidae.